Neomonachus schauinslandi (Hawaiian monk seal) is the source of this 1811-nucleotide messenger RNA. RefSeq names its product acid phosphatase 6, lysophosphatidic (gene ACP6). Gene Ontology annotation, molecular function: phosphatase activity. The coding region runs from base 448 to 1737 and encodes 429 amino acids. Gene Ontology annotation, biological process: dephosphorylation. The record is from RefSeq and is a predicted model, not a curated record. The transcript has 10 exons. Lineage: Eukaryota; Metazoa; Chordata; Mammalia; Carnivora; Phocidae.
UUGGAUGGGUGAAGAGGUAUGUGGAAGCUUGCUGACAGGAAAGUGGAAUCUAGUCGUCUGUGUUCGUGGAGUCUGCUGCCGAGGAACUCAGGGCUGGUUCCUGUCCCUUCGGAGCCCUGGAGGCCAAACUUGGAUUCCAAGUUUAAGAUUCCCUAGAGGGUGAAAGAUUAGGAGCUGAGCUUCCCCCUGCCGGGUCUGCAGCGGGAGUGGCCAACCCCGACCCGACUUUAAAACUCCCAGGGAGUCUUCGCUGCUCCCACCUCCGCUUCAACCCCUACGCUCCCACUUGGGGUCUCCCUUAGGGCCGGGAGUCGCUGCGGUCGUUGGAUGUGCGUGCCGGCGGGUUCCCGGGAACUUGGGGGCGGCUGCUGAGCCCCGGCGCGGGCGGAAAGUUUGUAUUCGCCUUCUGCAGCCUCACCCCCCGAGGGCCGCCCAGUGGCUUCCACCAUGAUCAGCGGUGUGUUCAGCGUGCGCAUGUGGGGGCCCGUGGGCUUCCUGACCUCGCUGGCUUACUGCGUCCACCAGCGGCGGGCCGCCCAGGCAGAGCCGCGGAGUGCGGACGGCCAGCAUCCCGUCGACCGGAGUCGGCUGGAGUUGAAAAUGGUGCAGGUCGUGUUCCGACACGGGGCCCGGAGCCCUCUCAAGCCGCUCCCGCAGGAGGAGCAGCAGGCAGAGUGGAAUCUCCAACUAUUAGAGGUCCCACCCCAAACUCAGUUUGAUUACACCAUCACCAAUCUAGCUGGUGGCCCGAAACCACAUUCUCCUUUCGACUCUCAAUACCAUGAGACCAAACUGAAGGGGGGCAUGUUUGCUGGACAGCUGACCAACGUGGGCAUGCAGCAGAUGUUUGCCCUGGGAAAGAGGCUGAGGAAGAACUAUGUGGAGGACAUCCCCUUUCUUUCGCCAACCUUCAAUCCACUGGAGGUCUUUGUCCGUUCCACUAAUAUAUAUCGGAAUCUGGAAUCUACCCGGUGUUUGCUGGCUGGACUUUUCCAAUAUCAGAAAGAAGGACCCAUCAUCAUCCACGCUGAUGAAGCAAGCUCAGAAGUCUUGUACCCCAACUACCAAAACUGCUGGAGCCUGCGGGAAAGAAUCAGAGGCCGGAGGCAGGCUGCCUCUUUGCAGCCAGGAAUCUCAGAGGAUUUGCAAAAGGUGAAGGAAGGGAUGGGCAUCACCAGUAAUGAUGGAGUAGACUUCCUCAGCCUCUUUGACAAUAUGGCUGCCGAGCAGGUGCACAGCCUCCCGAGCUGCCCGACGCUGAAGAGAUUUGCAUGGAUGAUUGAGCAGAGAGCAGUGGACACAGCCUUGUACGUUAUGCAGAGGGAAGACAGGGAAAGCCUUCAGAUGGCCGUAGGCCCAUUCCUUCAUAUCCUGGAGAACAACCUGCUGAAAGCUGUGGACCCUGCCACUCCACCCGGCAAGACCAGAAAGUUGUACCUCUACGCAGCUCAUGAUGUGACCCUCAUGCCUCUCUUAAUCACCCUGGGGAUUUUUGACCACAAAUGGCCCCCAUUUGCUGUUGAUCUGACCAUGGAACUCUACCAGCACCGGGAAUCUAAGGAGUGGUUUGUGCAGCUCUAUUACCGCGGGGAGGAGCAGGUGCCAAAAGGUUGCCCUGACCGGCUCUGUCCACUGGACAAGUUCUUAAACACCAUUUCAGUUUACACCUUGAGCCCAGAAAAAUACCACACACUGUGCUCUCAAGUCCAGGUGAUGGAACUUGGAAAUGGGGAGUAACUGAUUUAUACAAACAAGAUGUGUUGGUUUUUCAAUAAAUGCCUUUACACACUGCCUCUGGCUGUCAUGUUUGG